Molecule: messenger RNA, 1344 nt
Organism: Racocetra persica
Lineage: Eukaryota; Fungi; Glomeromycota; Glomeromycetes; Diversisporales; Gigasporaceae
Source: the annotation of a GenBank genome assembly
AUUCUUGUGAUUUCAGAGCCCGAUCGAGUUUCUUCCUUUUUGAUUCGUUUCAGAGAUUUAGAAGGUGAAGCAAAUUUCAAGAAAAAAUUUGCUCAAGCCAUGUAUGAAACUUUAAAUGAAUCUAGGGCAAAGGAAGAAGAACAAGAAUAUUUUAUGAAUGCUUAUCAAGAAGAUGUCGAAAUGACUGAUGCUGAAUCGACCGAUAAAGAAGAUACUGAAGAAGAAAAUGAAAUGUCAGAAGAUGACGAUGAUGCAUCAGAUGACAAUAUCGAUACGAAAGGUGUAGAAGGAGAAAGUGCCAAUUCACAACUUAUUGUUGGCUAUAAACAUGAUAGGUCUUUUGUCUUAAAGGGAAAUAAGAUUGGUGUGUUUAAACACACAGAUGAUGACCGCAUUGAAUUAACGACAAACAUUAGUGAAAUCAAAGGACUUGGAGGGAGUAGGCUUAUUAAUCCUUCAAAGGGAAUGCUACAUGAAGAAGACUCUACAAUGGUUUUAAUGGAUCCCCAAGACGAACAUAAUCUUUUCAAGAUGGAUUUAGAAUAUGGAAAAAUUGUUGAAGAAUGGAACGUUCAUGACGUCGUUCCUGUUACAAGUAUAUUUCCAAGUAAUAAAUUUGCUCAAACGACAGCUGAGAAGACCUUAGUUGGAAUGUCGCACAAUUCGCUUUAUCGAAUUGACCCACGACUACCUGGUCAAAAAUUAGUAGAUACCCAACGCAAACAAUAUAUGACUAAGAGUGAUUUUAGUUGUGGAGCGACAGACGCCAAAGGUCAUAUCGUAGUGGGGAGCGAAAAAGGCGAUGUCAAAUUAUUUGAUUCUUUAGGCAAGAUUGCAAAGACAAAUCUUCCUGCUUUAGGAAGUGCAAUUAAGGGAAUUGAUGUGACAUCGGACGGUAGAUGGAUUAUUGCUACUACCGCUCGAUACUUGUUGCUCUUAGAUACAUUAAUUAAGUCCGAUCCAAAUAAAAAACUUGGAUUCGAAAAAAGUUUCCCAAAAGAUAAAAAGCCAAUUCCAAGGAGGUUACAACUGAAACCAGAACAUUUGGCUUUAAUGAAGGAGCCUGUAAACUUCACACCCGCGAGAUUUAAUACUGGUUUGGAUGAAAUGGAAAAAACCAUAGUAACAAGCACUGGUCCGUUCGUCAUUACCUGGAAUUUCCGUCAAGUAAAACAAGGAAAACUUGAUGGGUAUCAAAUUAAGCGCUACACAGAUGACAUUGUAGCUGACAACUUUAAAUUUGGGCAAGAUCGGUCGAUUGUUGUUACUUUUCCACACGAUGUCACAAUGACGAAAAAGACACAUUUGUCGACUCCAACAAAAGCAGUGCUUUCACCUUCAAAG